Nematolebias whitei (Rio pearlfish) is the source of this 1677-nucleotide messenger RNA. Its product is annotated as sodium- and chloride-dependent betaine transporter-like. Gene Ontology annotation, cellular component: membrane. Gene Ontology annotation, biological process: sodium ion transmembrane transport. The record is from RefSeq and is a predicted model, not a curated record. The transcript has 14 exons. Bases 1 to 1677 code for a protein of 558 amino acids. NCBI's taxonomy places the organism in Eukaryota, Metazoa, Chordata, Actinopteri, Cyprinodontiformes, Rivulidae.
AUGAAUAAAGAACAAAGAAAAAUAAACCACACCAAGAAGGAUGGAGACAGAGGACAGUGGGCCAGUAAAACAGAAUAUAUUUUAGUUGUUGCAGGGAACGUGGUGGGCCUGGGCAACGUGUGGAGAUUUCCUUAUCUCUGCUACAAGAACGGAGGAGGUGCCUUUUUGGUUCCAUAUACUCUGUUUGCUGUGGUGUGUGGAAUUCCUCUUUUCCUGAUGGAGACUUCAUUCGGUCAGUACACUCAGGAAGGUUUUAUCACCUGCUGGAACAAACUGUGUCCGCUGGCAAAAGGCAUCGGGUACGGACUUUUCAUGAUGAAACUUUAUGCGAUCAGCUACAUUUUAGUCCAAGUCUGGGCUCUGUUCUACCUCGUUUGCUCAUUCAGAUCCCAACUCCCUUGGGCCAGCUGUAACAACACCUGGAAUACAGUGAACUGUAUCGACGUUCUGUCUUUGAAUUCAUCCAACGUUACUGUGACUCACACCAACACCACUUCAUCUGCAAUUGAAUUCUGGGAACGGCGAGUACUAAACAUGUCUUCAGGUAUUGAGGAGCUGGGCAGCAUCAGAUGGGAGCUGGCCUUGUGUCUUUUGGUCAGCUGGUUUAUCGUUUACUUUUGCAUUUGGAAAGGCAUCAGAUCAUCUGGAAAGGUAGCAUACUUUACCGCCACCUUUCCAUAUGUGAUGCUCUUCAUCCUGCUCAUCAGAGGUUUGACGUUGCCCGGAGCUUGGGAUGGGAUUUACUAUUACCUGUAUCCGGACAUAAACCGCCUGGCUAACCUUGAGGUCUGGACGGAGGCAUCCUCUCAAAUAUUCUUCUCCUACAGUUUGGUUGCAGGAAUUUUGAGUGUUCUGGGCAGCUACAAUGAUUACCACAACAACUGCUACAAGGACUGCUUCUGGCUCUGUCUGCUGAACAGUGGAACCAGUUUUGUUGCUGGAUUUGUUGUCUUCUCUGUACUGGGAUUCAUGGCUCAGAAACAAGGUGUUACUGUGGACAGUGUGGCUGAGUCUGGUCCAGGUUUGGCCUUCAUCGCCUACCCUCAGGCUACAGCCAUGAUGCCUCUACCACAGUUCUGGACUGUCUCCUUCUUCCUGAUGCUGAUUCUGCUUGCUGUUGACACACAUUUUGUUUCAGUAGAAAUUAUAAUCACUUCGGUCUGCGACCUGUUUCCAAAACUGUUUCGUGCUCCAAGGAGGCGGGAGAUGUUUACCCUCGUCAUCUGUUCAACAGUCUUCCUCCUACAAUUACCUAUGGUCACUGAGGGAGGAAUUUACAUAUUUACACUUAUUGAUUACUAUGGUUCUACCAGAGCCAGUCAAGAUUUUAUGGCUGUAUGUCUCUGCCUGGCAAUAGCCUGGAUAUUUGGAGCUGAUCGUCUUUUAAACAUCAUCGAAGACAUGACGGGACAGAAACCAUCAGUUUUCUUUAAACUCUGCUGGAAAUACAUUAUUCCUCUACUGUCACUGAUUUUCUUCAUCUUGCGUCUGGUUGCUUACAAACACCAUAAGGUGAAUGACUGGUAUGUUUACCCUAACUGGGCAUACAGUCUGGGAUGGUCCAUGACUCUGUCCUCUGUCCUCCUGGUGCCGCUGUGGGCAGCUGGACAGCUGUGCUUCACACCAGGAACCUUCAGACAGCGCUUGCACAUCCUUUGUCGCCCUGAUGAUGACUGA